Cantharellus anzutake is the source of this 390-nucleotide messenger RNA. Its product is annotated as YjgF-like protein. The record is from RefSeq and is a predicted model, not a curated record. The transcript is spliced from 4 exons. Gene Ontology annotation, molecular function: deaminase activity. Lineage: Eukaryota; Fungi; Basidiomycota; Agaricomycetes; Cantharellales; Hydnaceae. Bases 1 to 390 code for a protein of 129 amino acids. Gene Ontology annotation, cellular component: cytosol.
AUGCCUACAGAAAUAACAGAAGUGUCAACAUUAGAUGCUCCUGGCGCAAUAGGUCCAUAUUCUCAAGCCAUAAAGGCUGGACCAUAUGUAUUCUUAUCGGGAAAUAUACCCGCCAUCCCCUCGUCAGGAGAAAUUGUCCAGGGUGGUAUCAAGGAGCAAACGAAACAAGUCUUGCAGAACGUAGAUGCAGUGCUAAAGGCUUCAGGAAGCUCAUUGGAUCGUGUCGUCAAGACUACUGUAUUCCUUAAGAAUCUGGAGAAUUUUGCAGAGAUGAAUGGUGUCUAUGCUGAAUAUUUUGGACGUCACAAGCCAGCUCGUUCGACUGUGGAAGUGGCUCGUCUGCCAAGAGACGUACUCAUUGAGGUUGAGUGCAUUGCAGCCUAUGAUUGA